ACAAAAACUGACUUGAGCGAAAAAAACGGGGGGCAAAACACCUGCUGGAGAAGGCAGAUUUUGGGCCCAAUUAUCUGCCAUACUUCGCCUCUUCCUCUCUGUUUUUAUUUACGAUCCCAGUAGUUGCGGAACACUGCGUUGUUGACCGUGAAUAUCCAUUUUACGACAUUUGCGUCAACACUGAGCAAUAGCAAUCAUCGGUCAUUUGAAGUUGAAAUACGGUGGUUAGUUUCAUUGCACAAGCGGGUGGAGUAUGGUUUUCCAUGCGUUUAUUGUACAGUAGGCUAGUAAAUGGUGCAUUUUAAAUGCCUGUCUAUAAAUUGCAAGGUUACUAGGAUGUGCAUUGGAUGAACAGCAGCCUAAACCGGAGAGCUAUUCGAUCAGGAUAAAAUAUUGGUUACUGCUUUUAUUUUAGGACUUGCUUCCGUAUUUUGACACAUUGCCGUCGGUUGGAAAUGGAGAUUGCCACCGCACUGGGGUGUUUUGUUGGUUUUGCCUUCGGAGGACUAGUGUUUGUAGCGUAUAAACUUGGUUUACUGUAUCAGUUGUUUCAUAAGACUGAGACCCAGAGCCCUCGCCAUGGUGGGGAGAGUGUGGCAGAGGUUCUGCGUGCCCAUGGGGUUAAGUUUGUCUUCACCCUGGUGGGGGGGCACAUCUCGCCCAUCUUGGUGGCCUGCGAGAAGCUGGGCAUCCGCAUUGUGGACACCAGGCACGAGGCUACUGCCGUCUUUGCAGCUGACGCAGUAGCCAGGCUCUCCGGCACUGUAGGUGUAGCUGCAGUGACUGCUGGCCCAGGCCUGACUAACACAGUCACAGCAGUGAAGAACGCUCAGAUGGCCGAGUCUCCACUGCUUCUCUUGGGGGGAGCUGCUGCAACACUACUUCAGGGUAGAGGAGCGCUGCAGGACAUUGACCAGAUGUCUCUGUUCAAGCCGCUGUGUAAGUUCUGCGCCUCAGUGAGGAGUGUGAAGGACAUCGCCAUCACUGUGAGGAAGGCCCUGGCCAUCGCCCAGUCUGGAACUCCAGGCCCUGUGUUCAUAGAGUUCCCCAUCGACACACUCUACCCCUUCCACCUGGUGUCCAAAGAAUUCGGAGUGAAAAACCCUCCCAAGGGAAUAAUGGGAAAAGUUGUCACUUGGUACCUCCACAAUCACCUAAAUAACUUGUUUGCUGGGGCCUGGGAAACCAGAGACGUGUCCCCUCUCCCUGUACACAUCCCUCAGGCCACAGACAAUCAGGUACAAAAGUGUAUAGAGCUGGUGAGCAGAGCCAAGAAGCCUGUUAUCCUACUGGGGAGCCAGGCAACACUACCUCCAACACCUACAGACGACAUCAGGGCGGCCCUGGAGUCCCUAGGUAUCCCCUGUUUCCUGGGUGGAAUGUCCCGUGGCAUGCUGGGUAGGAACAGUCCCUUGCACAUCAGACAGAACAGGAGUGAUGCCCUGAAGGAAGCAGACCUUGUGCUGCUAGCAGGAACUGUAUGUGACUUCCGAUUAAGCUACGGCAGAGUGCUAAACAGACGCAGCAGGAUCAUUGCUGUCAACAGAGACAAGAGUCAACUUCUGAAGAACUCUGACAUGUUUUGGAAGCCCACUGUGGCCAUUCAGGGAGAUGCAGGCUCCUUCCUACUCCGCCUCUCCAAAGGCCUCAAGGGCCACACAUGUCCAGAAGAUUGGCCACAGUGUCUCAAAGCAGGAGAUGUCACCAAAGAGAAGGCUAAUCGGAGGAAGGCUGAUGAGAAGACGGACCGCCACCUGAACCCCCUGAGUGUCCUGCACCGCGUGGAUGAUCUGAUGGCUGACGACAGCAUCAUAGUGGCGGAUGGGGGCGACUUUGUGGGCAGUGCUGCUUACAUCAUGAGACCAAGGGGCCCACUCCGCUGGCUGGAUCCAGGAGCAUUUGGAACCCUUGGUGUUGGAGGAGGGUUUGCUCUGGGAGCCAAGCUGUGUCGACCUGAGUCAGAGGUGUGGAUCAUCUAUGGCGAUGGAUCCCUGGGAUACAGUGUUGCAGAAUUUGACACCUUUACCAGACACAAGACGCCAGUAAUUGCUCUGGUGGGGAACGAUGCCUGUUGGAGCCAGAUCGCCAGGGAGCAGGUUCCCAUCCUGGGCAGCAAUGUGGCCUGUGGCCUGGCCUUCACAGAUUACCACAUAGUUGCCAACGGUUAUGGAGGCAAAGGCACCCUCAUUGGUCGCGAAGACGAGGACAAGCUGGACGGCAUCAUAAAAGAGGCCCAGAAGGAGACCAGACAGGGAAGAGCCACACUUCUCAAUGUUCUCAUAGGGAAGACCAACUUCAGAGAGGGCUCCAUCUCUGUGUAGAGUAGCUCAGACAGACUGCAACCCCUGGGGUCCCUGUCUGGACCUGUGGGUCCUAAAAAACCUUCCCACCUUGCCUAGAAACACAUAUGUUCACAUGCUGUGGAACAGUACAACUGCUGUAUUUUUUUCUGGUGAAAGGAAAACAAUUCAGGAACUCAAUCUUCUCAACCUUUAUCAGCCUUUCAAACAGAUGUGAAGAUGAGUUUUGAUCAUGGACUUUUUGGUUCUUUUUGCUGGAGAGAAACAAACUUGACAUGUAUGCUUUGGAAAAUUAACUACGGCUGGCUUUGCUGCUGUUAUUAUGUAGUAGGCCAGUAUCCUUGCUGUAUACACUUAACUAAUACCUGUGUAUUGACUUCAGAUUGCCUAUUGAUCUACUGAACUCUACUUUGAAGCUGGCUAUUUAUUUUGAAAAACCAAAUAAAGUGAAUUUUGGAAUGGCACAUCCUUAAUAGAGAUAUUUAGGGAAAUUAAUCAUACACUAACCUACAAGUCUCCGCAGGAUCUGUAGGGUUAACAACAAGAUAAUAAUACAAUUGUAAUCAUUUAAUUUAAAUGGUGUAUCUAAUUGAUGAUUGUAUGGCUUUGAUUAUUGAACGUGCUGUAAGACUCCACUAAUACAUCAAUCAACAGACUGGAUACACAAAUACAAGACGCCCUAUGAAAGAGGAAGGAAUUUAAACGAAGAUGUUACCAUAUUUUACCAUUUGGGUAUUGAUCAUGAUUUUAAAUAAAUUUAAAAAUCUGACUUAUUACACUGCUCAUACUAUUUCAGGUUGACUUAUUUUAAGGAAUUCUGCAUUAUCCUGAUUGUGCAAAUUGAAGUCCACUUUAAAUUUGAGUGUUUUGAGAAUAUUUGAAUAUUUUUCUGUUUUGCUUUGAAUGUACUAUUCAUAAUGUUUGUUGUUGUAAGGAGAGGGAUUGGUAGACACCUGACCUGAAUCUGGGUCUGAGAAUCUCUUGCACUAGCAUAUGGUAUUUGAUUAUAUAAAAUGUCAUCUUCUACAUAAACACACUGAUACUAGUAUA
Messenger RNA from Oncorhynchus masou masou (cherry salmon), 3350 nucleotides. It is a transcript of the gene ilvbl, whose product is annotated as ilvB (bacterial acetolactate synthase)-like. The transcript has 14 exons. The record is from RefSeq and is a predicted model, not a curated record. Gene Ontology annotation, cellular component: acetolactate synthase complex. Gene Ontology annotation, biological process: L-valine biosynthetic process. The coding region runs from base 456 to 2321 and encodes 621 amino acids. Gene Ontology annotation, molecular function: thiamine pyrophosphate binding; flavin adenine dinucleotide binding; magnesium ion binding. NCBI's taxonomy places the organism in Eukaryota, Metazoa, Chordata, Actinopteri, Salmoniformes, Salmonidae.